AUGUCUCAACUCAAUAAGAAGAGAAAACAAGAAGAUUUAUCAUCCACUGAUGGAAAUGAUGAAAAUAUUCAAGAAAUUUUAUUUAAUGAAAUGACAUCUGUCACUGAUCAAUUAAUUUCUCUUUGUAAAAAAGUGAAAUUGGCUGAUCAUCGCUGUUUUUUCAAUAAUGGUGUAAUGGUUAAUGAAUUUUUUGGAAAAGUUUAUUCAUUGCUUGAGGAGAUGAAUAUUCAUAGAAGAAAGGUUUCUUCAGAUCAAUUCAAUUCGGAUACUUUAUUUCACAUUUACCAAUUCUUAGAUUUUACAGAUCUAUUGCAAAACUGUCAACCUGUUUCAAAACUGUGGAAAGAAUCAUUAAAUAGAGUCAAAUUUCAUGUUAGUUUGGGUUCAACAAAUAGAAAUGGAAAAUUCAAUAAUGAAAAUCUCAUCCACUUACUAAAUGGACCAUUUAUCCAAAAUGUUACUUCAUUAAGAUUGGGUAAAGCUCAACUUGAUGCUUUUAAAACUCUUUCAACUUGUAAGAAUUUGGAUAAUUUGAUCAAAUUGGAUUUGAGAUUUAAUAACAUGGCAAGUCAACGUGUGACAUAUUUAACGAAAUGCUCAAUGAAGAAUUUGACAGAAUUGAGCUUGCAUGAUGUGCAAAAUUUUACAGAAAAUGAAGCAAAAGAGUUGUUCAAUAGUACCUUCAUGUCUAAUGUUAAAAAAUUCAACAUUGUUCAAGAAAGUUAUUCAGAUGAAUUGUUUGAAGCCAUGUCAAAUUCAAAGCAUUUUAGUCAACUCACUCAUUUAGAAUUGCGGCAAAUAGCUCAAGGUACUAAAUCUGAACUGAAACUAUUGUUGAAAGAUAUGAGUAAUUUGGAAUAUUUGGGACUUAGAAAUCAUAGAUUGACCAAUUUUUCAAAUUUAUUCACUAGUGGGAAUUUAUAUAAUAUUACACAUCUGGAUCUCAGCUAUUGCAGAAUGUUGAAUAGUGAAUUUGCGAAUUUGAUUGUUUCUCCAAAAUUACCAAAGCUCAUUAAGCUAAAAGCUCAGGACUUUAAUUGGGGAAAUUUGGAGUUUUUUGACAAGAAGAAUGAAAACUCCCAAGUUGCUCAUUGUCCUCCAAAUUCACAGAGUUCCCUCACUGACUUGGAUUUUCAAUCUUGUUUUAUUACACCAUUUCCAACACUCACCCAUCAUUGUCCAAAUUUAAACAGACUUUCACUGCGUAAUUCAAGAAAAUGCCCAAAUAAGGAGCUAUUAAGGAGUUCUUAUAUUACAUUUUUGAGUGCUCCUUCCUUGUGUAAUUUGGAAUUUUUGGAUAUUUCUGGAUUGGAAUGUUUGGAAUCUUUGUUUGAAAUUAUUUUCACAUUACCAUUCUAUCCGAAUUUGAGGGAAUUGAAAUGCUCACCUAGUAGAGAAGGUGGAGAAACAUUGCAAGCUAAUCUCAUUUCAAAUUGCAGUCACCUGAAGAAUUUGAGGAUAUUGGAUGCUUAUGGAGUUUUUGCAUCAAACGAAUGUCUGAAAUCUUUGCAAACUAAUCCAACUUUUUCCAAUUUGAGUAUUGUUGUUUUACAUGGAAAUUUAGACCUAUUACGUUAUUGGGAAAAUAACAAAUAUGCUGAAGAGUUAGAGGAGGAUUGA
Molecule: messenger RNA, 1620 nt
Organism: Naegleria gruberi
Lineage: Eukaryota; Heterolobosea; Eutetramitea; Acrasida; Naegleriidae
Exons: 1
Coding region: 1-1620 (539 amino acids)
Biological process (GO): SCF-dependent proteasomal ubiquitin-dependent protein catabolic process
Cellular component (GO): SCF ubiquitin ligase complex
Source: RefSeq, a predicted model, not a curated record